This is a messenger RNA of Penicillium brevicompactum, 2061 nucleotides long. RefSeq lists its product as uncharacterized. Gene Ontology annotation, biological process: DNA repair. Lineage: Eukaryota; Fungi; Ascomycota; Eurotiomycetes; Eurotiales; Aspergillaceae. The record is from RefSeq and is a predicted model, not a curated record. The transcript has 7 exons. The coding region runs from base 1 to 2061 and encodes 686 amino acids.
AUGUCACCGCGCACUACUGCCAACCGCCGUAAGGCAACUGACAGACCAGUGCGCGCAGGUCGCAUCAGCAAGACAAAGAAGGAACAAGCACUCAUCAAAGUCUCACCCAAGGGCCUGAAACUGGUGGAAUCCGAAAAUCCCAUUGAACAGGUCUGUGGGGCUCCCCCAGCCUGGUCAGAGGGCCGACAGCAACUCUGUGAUGCAAUCCCUUGGUUCCGCUGUACCCAAGGAGCCAUGUAUCAUAGCGAAGGAUUCUGCUAUGGUUUUCUGAUUGACGCCGAUGGUGGUACUCGCUCUUAUAUUGACGAGGAGAUCAUUGUCACCCGAAUCGGUGGAUGUUGCACCAAGGAUUCCGAGGGCAACCUUGUACUCGAAAAGAACCAAGAUCCUGGCACUGCACUGGUCCAAAGUAUCAUCGGUAGCCAAGAAUCAAAGCUUGCAGUCGGUCUGGUGAUUGGGAGCAACAACAAGGUUCUCAACCGCAGGCUUCCACAUCGAUACAACAUCAUGGACUGGUUUCGCGUGACCAAUGUAUGGUUUGAGAAACUCGGUCAAAAGCAUUGCGUGAAAGUACGCUUUGAAAAGCUGAAUCUCGCAGAAAAGAGUUGGUGGGCUGCCAAGGAUUCUCCCCUUCCUUUGCCCCUUCAGCAGCGAAACAUUGAGACCAAGCUGGAGAGUAUCAUGUGCCAAAGCUGCUCCACUGAAAGCCCGCGCAUCUACAACGAAGGAUGGAUGUGUCUCGAUCCCAGCUGUGUCGACUUCUGGAGAAUCGAAAAUGAUUCACCUCCAGUCGAACUCACUUUUCACUCUGAUUUCUUGAACUUCAGAAGUCCUCCAGACCCAGCAGUCCAGCCAUCCUACAGCCUAGUUCCAGAUCUCCUGUCCACGCUGGAUGAAAACGCAACAGACGUCAGCACAUCUCGCAUUGCGUGGAAAGGGAUCGUCUGCCCGAUGUGCUUCAAAUGCAUUCGACGCACCUUCUGGCAAGGCUGGAAAUGCGAUGAUGACUCGGUCCUCGGCCAAGAAAGCUGUCCGUUCCAAAAGUUCAUGAAUAUGACACCUGUCUCACUGCGUGUUGUGCUUGACCAUUUUGAGCUCGCCCCAAUCAAGCGCGCCAUAUUGUUUGAUCAGAAGUUCAGCAUUCCAGAAAUCGACGACAUCUCUUUCUUCCCUUACCGAAAGCUGACCUACAACCUCGAGGGUGUUGGCUCCAUCACCCACUUUGUAUCCAACCGCACAAUCAAUAGCCGCAAGAAUGGUCCGGAUGACCUAUUCGUCAACCUACAACGUGGCGAUCUCGGCCUUAAGCGGUUCCGAAUUCAAUCUAGUCUGGUUGCCGGUACACUUACUUCUCAUUUCGCCGUCAACUACGGAAUGCCAUACAAAUACGUGGUGUCCGUUGACUCCAAGGGUUUUGACGAAGCCCCCGAGGCCAUGCUUCGUACUUUGGGUCGUCUGUCAUGGGCUACCGAAAAGGCGGUCAUGUCAUCCGGAGGAACAUACCUCCCUCCAAACGAGCUACUCACCCUCGGUUACUUUGAAGAAAUGAAGAUCGGGUUUCAUGAUGAUGGCGAGUCCUCAUUGGGCCCAAGCAUCGCCACUUUUUCCCUCGGCGCGAAAGCAACUAUGCUUGUUCGCAUGAAGUACAAGUAUUUCAACGGUGCAACUCGAAGAGUCGAGUCCAAUGCUGUCGGAAAUCUGCUUCAAAAUGACCCUGUUUUGAAAGACUGCAAGUUUGAAGCCGAGCGCCGUGAGCUCAAAGAGGAGUUUGACGCUGGUGAAAUCUCGCAGGAGGAUUAUGACGAUUCUCGACGUGCUCUCUUCAAAGGCCAUAAGGGGAAGGAAGCUCCCACUACUAUCAAGAUGGAACUUCACCACGGUGACUUGGUUGUUAUGCAUGGUGAGAACUUGCAGAAGUACUACGAGCACUCUGUGAUCCCCGAAAACAAACUGCGCUUCGCUUUGACUGCCCGGUUUGUGAAGCCGGACCAUGUCAAUGCGAAAGAGAUCAAGAAGGGCGAGUUCUCGCUUACGCCUGAUCAAAUCUACGAUGGAAAAUGA